UACUACUUUUCAGAGAAACAAUGAGGGUGUUUUUGGCUGUGUUAAUACUGGGUGUAGCAAGUGCUGCCCCAUCACAGUUCUGUAAGGAUCUAAUUCCUAUUUCGGGAUUAUCUAAGAAUUUUAACGAAACCAUUGCUCAUGCUAUUCAUUCCCUGACGGUUGAAGGACUAAGGAUUUUCCAUCCACAGGCAACCACAGUUAACCAUAUUCCAACAGUUAACCACGACUUAAGACAACCAAAUAAAGUUCUAUCGAACGCACCGUCAAAUCCAAUUGGGAAUGACUUUGAAACAGACUCUAUGAAUGUUCUCGAUAACAUUCUUUCGAAUUUGGGAUCACACAAUGACGGACUUGGACCAAACUGGUCAGGGGUGGAGAGAGUUGCACAUACCUUCCACAUGUGGGAUUUAUGGAUGAAGAUUUUUAACAGCGCCUGGAAGGCCGUAAAGGCUAACCCACCUCAUAAAGAGAUAUGCAAUUGUGUCUUAGACGUUGAAAACAACGGUAUCAAAACAGCUGUCGGAUGGGUUGCAAACCACUACAAAUCUGGAACACCAAUUACUCUCCUCAACAGACCAAUCCCCAAGUUGGUGGAUGCCACAACAUGGACUGUAUGGAAAAACAGGCUCCUUCAUUACUAUACCGACGAAGCAUUGAAAGAUGCUGCAACAUACUUACAUUGUGCUACUCAAUAAAUAAAUGUAACGCAUA
Molecule: messenger RNA, 711 nt
Organism: Mytilus californianus (California mussel)
Lineage: Eukaryota; Metazoa; Mollusca; Bivalvia; Mytilida; Mytilidae
Exons: 2
Coding region: 21-695 (224 amino acids)
Source: RefSeq, a predicted model, not a curated record